Molecule: messenger RNA, 1011 nt
Organism: Penicillium verhagenii
Lineage: Eukaryota; Fungi; Ascomycota; Eurotiomycetes; Eurotiales; Aspergillaceae
Gene: fip1
Product: cleavage polyadenylation factor subunit FIP1
Exons: 3
Coding region: 1-1011 (336 amino acids)
Cellular component (GO): mRNA cleavage and polyadenylation specificity factor complex
Molecular function (GO): RNA binding
Source: RefSeq, a predicted model, not a curated record
AUGGAAGACGAAGAGGAUGAUUUCUAUGAUCCCGCCGAUAUGGUGGCACCGGCCCACGUAUCGAACAAUGCCCGGGACACAGCUCCAGGGCAACAGCUAGAUGACAUGGAGGACGACGAGGAUGUAGACGUCGACUCCGAUGAGGAUGAUUUCAAUAUCAUUACAGAGGCACCUGCCGACGCCCCGCCUGCAGAACUCUUACGACAAGAGUCCCAACGACCCCCUUCCGCAGACCAGUCAACUGUAUCUCAAUCUGCUACCCCGUCCGGAACUCCUCGUCUCGAUGCUCCAACUUUACUACCUGGAACUGGCAGCGCUGCUCCCCCGAAGCCUACUACCUUGCCGCAAAAUCAGAAACCCGGCUCCUCCUACCCUGCCAUCCAUACCUCCAAUAUUGACGUGAAUGGCAACCCCAUGCACCCUUCCACUGGAAAGACUAUUAUGGCAACAGACAUGGACACAGACUUUCCGGCCGAUGACAAGCCCUGGCGGCGGCCAGGCUCUGAUGUCUCCGACUUUUUCAACUACGGCUUCGACGAAUUUACAUGGGUCAGCUAUUGUCUGAAGCAGCAGGAGACACGCAAAGAUGUCGGCGACCAAAAGCGACAGAUGGAUGAUAUGUCUUCAUUCCUGGGUAUGGGAAUGCCCCCGAUGCCUGGUGCACCAACCCCUGGCCCCGGCCCCGGCCCCGGACCUGCUGCCAGCGGCCCGCCACCCAUGGCUGGUAUGCCUGGCAUGCCUGAUAUGUCUCCGGAUAUUAUGCAGCAGAUGUUGGCUGGCAUGAUGGCACAGGGAAUGGACCCGUCCAACAUGGAUCCAAUGACCUUCAUGCAGAACGCGCAGGCGAUGAUGGGUGGUGGCCAGCCUGGCGGUGGUCAGCAAGGUCAACAGAACUUUGGAGGCUCAGGCCAAAACCAAUCUUUUGGUCAGCCUUCUCAGGGUCAGAUGGGAUAUGGAGGCUACGACCAGCGUGGCAAUUAUGGAGGCCGUGGCCGUGGACGAAGAUGGUAG